GAUUUAUUUUGACUUUUUAUUUAUUGUUAUUUUAAUUAUUUUAAAAUCUUUUUAAAGCUUCCAAGAUACGAUUUUAUUUUUUAUUUUUAUUUUUGGUAUGUUUAAUGUCGGCAAAUCACCGCCUUCUUCCUCCGAUCCAACCCACAAUCAAAGCCCGGACACAAUAAUGGCGGAAACGAACUGAAAAUCCGAGGAAGAGUGCGCGGACUGCACGUAGAUGGAGGACUCUCAGGCCCAACUGUUCAGUGUGCGAAUAGUUUCGAUCGACUAUUACACAGCGACUCCUAUCCCUGGCCUCGACACUUCUUACAGCACUUUCCAUGGUGGGAGGGUUAAGGAGGUUCCGGUGAUAAGAAUAUACGGCUCGACUCCUGCUGGUCAGAAGACUUGUUUGCACGUUCAUCAAGUAUUACCAUAUCUUUACAUUCCAUGCUCAGAUCUUGGCACCGUAGAAAAUGUUGAGGCGCAUAGACAUUCUUUAUGCCUUGCUUUUGAGAAGGCUCUUCAGCUUAAGGGUAACGUUGGGUCAAAACGUCAACAUGUGCAUGGUUGUGAUCUCGUUCGGGCAAGAAAAUUUUAUGGAUAUCAUUCUUCAGAGGAGUUGUUUGUGAAGAUUUAUUUCUAUUAUCCUCAAGAUGUUUCUCGUGCUGCAAAGCUUCUCCUGGCAGGUGGAAUAUUGGAUAGAAUAUUGCAGCCUUAUGAAUCACAUAUACCUUUUCUUCUCCAGUUCUUGAUCGACUACAAUUUGUAUGGGAUGAGUCAUUUACAUGCUUCAAAAGUCAAGUUCCGUCAUCCUGUUCCAGAUGCUUUCUCGCGUCAAAAAGUUGAGCUCCAUGAUAGCCAGAGACCAAUAAUAAAAGACUCUAACAGCAUGAAUUCUCAGGCAGAUUUGAUCGGUGAUUUAUGUUUGAACACACCGGUAUGGAUAUCUUCUACAAUUCCAGAUGAGUGGAUAUGGCAAUAUUCAUCUCAGUCUGAUUCUUCAACAAAUGAAGAAAUUUCACUUUAUAGGCGUCAGAGUACCUCAGAGCUUGAAGUGGAUGCUUCAGUACAUGAUAUUGUAAAUCAGCAGAGCGUAUCAUUCACACCUCUGUCUCAAACCAAUUUGGAUGUGAAAAUGGUUCAGUCGCUAAUACCAAUUUGGGAGGAAGAGCAUGCAAGAAAUGGAGUGCCUGAGGCCAUCCCUGCUAAUUCUCAGAAGCCAUUUCCACAAGAUGUAUUGAGGAUUCUCUCAGAUGGCUUUGGGUUUGAAGAAUUUCUGCAGAUGCAAAAUACAGAAGACUGGCCUAGUUUAACUCCUGAACCAAUGAAAUCUUCUGCAGAUUCUGGAGAUCUUACUGGUUCUGAGAUUGCUAACCUUGAGAAUAGCAAAUAUCUGCCUUCUAAAUAUUUGAAAGCAAGCGAACUAAAAGGAUCUUUAAUGUCACAAGAUUCACUCUUUCGGAGUGCUGAUGAUGCUGAAACUGAAAAAGUUGAUGCAGGUGACAAACUGCAAUUAUCUGGCACCAUAGGAUCAACAGGUGCAAAGGAUGCAGAUGAAGAUGCCUUAAGACUUUUAAACUGGCUCGCAUCUUCUCAAGCUGCUGAAGACAUCAACUCUGAUGACGAACUUGUUCGUGAGGCAAUCUUGAGCCCCUUUGUACCUUCAAAUGAGAUUAGUGAGGUAUUAAAAAGAGCUAAUGUGGAUUAUGAGAGUGAAUCUCAGAAAGAGUGUCAAGACAUUCUUGAUUCUGUUGAUCUGAUUAACUUAGAAGAAUCAAAUGAUGGAGCAUUUAAGCCUGCCAAGAGUAGUCAUUCUAGGAAGGUUUCUUUGAAAAAGAUGAUACCUCAAUUAGAUGGCUCCAGUGAUGAUCCACCAUCAAGCCCCUCCUCUGGUAAGUAUCUCAAGACGGAGUAUGGCAACCCAGAGCUAGAGCAGUUGGAGUUGGAUUCAGACUUAAUCUGUAAACCCAGAAGGAAAAGACCUCGAUGGGGUUCUUUACCUAUAUCCCAUAAGAAACUUAGCGAUUCUCGUCAUCCUGAUACAUCUGGAUUUCUUAAUGUGCCUACUGAUACAAAAAGAAAAGGCUUAGGAACUUCAAGGGAUGAAGUGAAAAGAGAUAAGGAUGUGAAUUUUGCAGAGCCUGGUAGUGUAGUAGUUGAAUGCUCUACACGAGACUUGAUGAGGAAAAAGAGGUCUCAUCGGAUUGUAAGCUCAGGGUGCAAAAGUAGAGAGGAAAGUUGGCAAGCAGAAUCCUGCAGUGAUAUUGAGUGUGGAGAAAAAGAGGUCAAUACUAUGACAAAAGUACUGAAAGAUACUGAAGAGGAUCAGUCAUUUCUUUCUAUUAAAGAUGAGUCUCCAGUCAGAAAUGAGCUGACAAAAUGUUAUAAAAGGAUUAUGGAAUCUUCUGCUGGGGUGUACAAAGAAGCCAGUCAUGCUAAACCUAUCCCUGAUCCUGUAGCUGAUUAUCUCCCUCAAUCCUCUAGCAAUGAUAAAAUAGAUGCAGGGAAUCUGCAGAAGAAUCUGGAUCCAAAUUGCGAUUGUGUCGCUUGUGGCAAAUGUAUUCAUAAUUUGGAUACAAGUGCUCAUGUUUGCUCUUGCAAGCUUGAUGAUGCUCCUGUUUCAACAACUAUUGGUACAGGUUUUGUUUCCUCGGUGCUACAAACAUGUGAUACAGGCUCCUUUAAUGUGCCUUCAAGUUCAACACCAAUUAAUCUUCUGCCCAGAAAUGACUGUACGGGUGAAAGUUGUAGUCAGCUGUGCAAGUUGCCUAAUAUUCCAUCUGUAGGUUCAAAGAGCACGAAAAGUGCAACAUGCCUACAGCUUGAGCAUUCACCAUCUCAUGGUAGGAUUCCUAGUUUAUCAACGCAGUGUGAUGCAUUAAAUGUGAAUGAAGAAGCUGGAAGUGAAAAACUUAUUGGUAUGGCCUUCUGUAAGAAACCUCCAAUUAUAGAUUGGACAAAUGAGCCGAAGAAUGACGUUCCAGUAUUACUUGGGAGUGGUGACUGUGAAGCAGGAAUAUCUCUACAAGGAAGACUCCCAACUGGUUGUCUCCCCUUUUUCACAAAAAGCAGCCAGGACAAACUUAAUGGUGUAAGUCCUAAGAAGUCCAUGAGUUCUGUUGAUGACGAACCAGUCAUGGGAGUGCCUAUCAUGUAUCAGAAUGAUGGAUCGUGUUUAUUCAUGCUAACCCCUGCAGUGUCCCCUCCAUCAAGGGAUUCUAUUGAGAAUUGGCUCUCGAAUGAUUGCUCCAAGGUUUUCCCAAAGGCAAGUGAGAUGCCACCACUUGUAUCAACAUCCAAGGCAUUCUUGGAUGAUAUCGUAGAUUCUCAGAGCUCUCAAUCUGUGGAUGGUAAUUCUCCUUUUCUUACUCCAGCUUCUUUGCCAGAUGAAAUGUGUGACUCUAGUCUGCAAGCAAAUCAUAAUCAAGAAACCUGCAGUGUGAAAGUUCAGGCUUUUAAUUGGACUCCAAAAAACAAAUCACCAAUCCGCUCUCAUGACACCUCUCAGAUAUCCUGCCCUGAUAAAAAGAUCCUGCUGACUCCACUGAGUCAAAUUGGUUUUCGUGAUCCAGCUAGCGUCGGUCAAGGUCAGCAGUUAACACUGCUGAGUAUAGAGGUACUGGCUGAAUCUAGAGGCGAUCUAAGGCCUGACCCUCGAUUUGAUGCUGUAAACAUCAUUGUCAUUGUUCUUCAAGAGGAUGAUCGAUCUAAAAUUGACACACAAGUACUUCUGCGUUGCAAUUCUGCUAACGUCAAAAAGGAUCUUGAUGCAGUUCCAGAGUCCAAGGUAUUUGUGUUUCCUCAAGAAUUACAUAUGUUCAACCAUUUUACUAAAGUCAUUCGUGCAUCUGACCCUGAUAUUCUAAUGGGCUGGGAUGUUCAAAGCGGCUCCCUUGGAUUUCUAGCCGAAAGGGCUGCGCAUCUUGGAAUUGGUUUGCUAAAUAAUAUAUCAAGGACACCAUUGGAAACACCUUUGCUUUCUCGAGAGUGUAAAGCUAAUGAAAAAGAGUCAGUGAGUGCACUAUUUUCGGAACUGGCGACAGCUGAUGCAGCUAACCUUGAGACUACAAUCAUUGAGGAUGAGUGGGGCAGAACACAUGCCAGCGGUAUUCAUGUCAGUGGCAGAAUCGUGCUCAACAUAUGGAGACUGAUGCGGAAUGAAGUUAAACUUAAUAUUUACACAGUUGAGGCUGUGGCAGAAACAGUUCUGAAGCGAAAAGUUCCAUACAUCCCUUGGAAAGUGCUUACCAAAUGGUUUUCAAGUGGCCCCGGACAAGCACGGUACAAAUCAGUCCACUAUAUAUUAGAGCGGGCAAAGCUGAAUCUACAGAUAAUGAAUCAGCUUGAUAUGAUAAACCGGACAUCAGAACUGGCUCGGGUAUUUGGUAUUGACUUUUUUUCUGUAUUAUCCCGAGGGUCACAGUAUCGUGUUGAGUCAAUGUUCCUGCGGCUAGCACAUACACAGAACUAUCUUGCCAUUUCCCCAGGGAAUCAACAGGUUGCGGGUCAACCAGCGAUGGAGUGCUUACCACUUGUCUUGGAGCCAGAAUCUCGUUUCUAUGCAGACCCUGUUAUUGUUUUGGACUUUCAAUCUCUUUAUCCAUCGAUGGUGAUCGCUUAUAAUCUUUGCUUUUGCACAUGCCUUGGGAAAAUUACACCUUCGAAGGCGAACAUCCUUGGUGUCACUUCUUAUUUGCCAGAUGUUAAUAUUAUGCGAAGUCUGAAGCAUGAAUUGCUGUUAACUCCCAAUGGUGUUGCUUAUGUUCCUCCGAAAGUCCAGAAAGGGAUACUGCCUCGACUGUUGGAAGAGUUAUUAUCGACCCGAAUCAUGGUGAAACAAGCAAUGAAGAAAUUGGCUUCAUCUGAGGUAGUUCGCCACAGGAUAUUGAAUGCUCGGCAGCUUGCCUUGAAGCUUAUUGCAAAUGUUACUUAUGGCUACACAGCUGCGGGAUUCAGUGGGCGCAUGCCGUGCGCCGAGCUAGCAGAUAGUAUUGUCCAGUGUGGCCGUAGAACACUGGAAACUGCAAUUUCAUUUGUGAACUCAAACGAUAAGUGGAAAGCCAGAGUUGUUUAUGGCGACACGGACAGCAUGUUUGUGCUCCUCAAGGGGCGUUCUCUUGAAGAAGCGUUCGUGGUGGGACGGGAAAUAGCCUCUGCAAUCUCUGAAAUGAAUCCGUCUCCUGUAACAUUAAAAAUGGAGAAAGUAUACUACCCAUGCUUCCUCCUGACAAAGAAGCGAUACGUUGGGUAUAGCCACGAGAGCCCUGAUCAGAGCAAGCCGAUAUUCGAUGCUAAGGGCAUCGAGACUGUCCGAAGAGAUACAUGUGGUGCUGUUUCUAAGAUUAUGGAACAGUCAUUGAGGAUCUAUUUUGAAAGUCAGGAUAUCGAUAAGGUUAAAGCAUACUUGUUGCGUCAAUGGACGAGGAUAUUAUCUGGAAGGGUAUCACUACAGGAUUUCAUUUUCGCCAAGGAGGUUCGUCUAGGUACUUACAGCGACCGUUCCCACUCACUUCCUCCAGCUGCAAUUGUGGCCACUAAAUCGAUGAAAUUAGAUCCCCGGGCUGAACCACGCUAUGCUGAGCGAAUACCAUAUGUAGUGGUGCACGGCGAGCCUGGGGCUCGCUUGGUCGACAUGGUGGUAGACCCGCUUGAACUCCUGGCCCUCGAUUCUCCUUUCCGGCUGAACGACAUUUACUACAUCAAGAAACAGAUUAUACCAGCUCUGCAGCGCGCGUUUGGGCUGAUUGGUGUUGAUUUGCACCAGUGGUUCCUCGACAUGCCCCGGCCAGCCCGGAGAGCUGUCGGGAAACAAACUUCUAUUGCACCGAAUCCACAAAGGACAAGAAUCGACUACUACUAUUCUUCGAAACACUGCAUCCUCUGCGGCGAGACAGUCGAGGGAUCAGCCCAUCUCUGCCCCAACUGUUCCAAGGACAAAACGACCGUCGUUCUAGCUCUAACCGGAAGAACUUCAAAACUCGAAGAGGACAUUCAACACCUCGCCGCUAUAUGCCGGCACUGUGGGGGCGGAGAUUGGGUGGUCGAAAGCGGCGUGAAAUGCACGUCGUUGGCGUGCUCGGUUUUUUUCGAACGGAUGAAGGUUCAGAAAGAAUUACGGUCGUUCUCUCGUGUGGCUACAACGAUGGGUUUCUAUCCUAAAUGCAUCGUCGAAUGCAUGGCACUUUCACAUAUUCUUUGUAGGCGAUUCAAGAGCUCCAAUCCUCUUUCGCUUCAUCUCCUCUCCCAAUUUCGUAAUCCGCCAUGUUUCUCAUCUCUCUCCGCCGGGAUGGCGCCGGACUCCACCUCUCAGCCGCCUCCUGCUGCCGCUCCCAAGCCGUCGUCUCUGUCCGCUCGGAUGAACUUUAUCUUCGAGCAAAUCGAUGAGAUUGACAAAAGACGCGAAGAGAAGGACGAGACGCUCCAGAGAAUCCGCGCCUGGCGUGAAUCGAGGAAGCAGCAAGGAGGCCAGACCGGCGCGGACUCAGUUGGCGAGGCCGAGGUCGAGUCGAUGGAAGAAUUGAAGUCGGAGAUGGAGAAGAGUGAGGAACUUCUGGUGAGUAGCGGCGCGAAGAAGGAGGUGGAGCUGGUGCAUCCAUGGCCGGACUGGAUUCAGUUGAUGGAGCGCCUGGUGCAGCAGAAUUACUUCGACGACCGGAGGAAGGACGAGGACGGUAUGAUUAGAGGCAUCGGCUUUGAUUUGUCCGGCGCCGAACCGGCGGCGGCGGAUAAACACCGCGAUUUUACUCGGGACUUCCAGACUGUGCAGAAUGCAGUCAUCAAUUUUGGCCGCGAUCGCUUUGACAUAUUGAGGUCAUUGUCUAGGCACGAUCUUCAAAUCCUGGUUGGUUAUGGAUGCCCUAGUGCAGACAAGAGAGUGGUUUUCUCAGCUAAAGUGUUAAGGAAGCAUGUCCAUCUGGAUGAAGGAGAUGUUUGUAGUUCCUGCACCCUAAGGAAUUCUUGUGAAAAAGCAUACUUACUCACAAAUAAAGAGGAUGAAGCACGAACAAUGGAUGUCAUGCGGAUUCUACUUGCUUAUGGUUUUGAUCCAACUGAUGAAUCAGCUGUAAAUAAAUCUAUUCCGAAGCUUAAAACCGUGAAGAAGGUUGCUCAGAAACUGCUCCAUGAGGUAGUCAGGCUAAGUGCAGUUCCAAUAGACCCAAAUCUACCCCCUCCUGUCAUUAAAAGGCCUCCACCGAAGGUGAAGCAACCGCCUCCUCCUCCAAGGAAAAGGAUCGGACGCUACGAUGUUGAAAUGAAAAAGGGGGAUUGGCUCUGUACAAAGUGCGACUUCUUGAACUUCGCUAAAAACACUGUGUGCCUGCAAUGUGAUGCUAAACGCCCGAAGAGACAAUUGCUUCCUGGAGAAUGGGAGUGCCCACAGUGCAAUUUUCUGAACUAUAGAAGAAACACAGUAUGCUUCCAUUGCGAACACAAACGACCACCUGAUACAUAUACCGAAAAUCAGUUCCCGGAUAAGCAACGUGGUCCGAGAAUCAGCAUGGACAAGGUAGACAGGAAAAACAUUUCGAAUGCAUGGAAUUUUGAUUUUGACGAUGAUGAAUCUGAUGGAGCCGAGGUUGCUGCAUUUGAGUAUGCUGAUUCAAAGAAAUUGGGUGACGAUUUCUCCCACGAAAAGCUCAAUCUUCAUGAAAAUGGUAUGGAGGACAGCAGAAGGCCACAUAUGGGGUUUGACAGAGACUAUUCCAAUUCUGGCAACGAGAGAUCGAACACAGGAUUCAAUGACUUUGAUGAUGACGACGAUGAUGUUGACAACUAUGAGUUAGUUAACCAAAAUGAAGCGCAUAAGGUUUCUCGGGUGAAUUUCUCGGAUGUUGAAGCCGACUCUGAUUCGGAAGAUACUGAAAGCCGCAGAGGUAACUUUCAGACCCGAAGAAAACCUCAAUUUGCGAAGCAAGGUAAGAUACAGAGGCAACGGGGCAAAGCUUUUUCGGAUGCUGAUGAUUCUGGCGUAGAUUUUGACACUGAUGACGACCUUCCAGCUCAUCGAGAUUGGAAAUCGAGCCAUGUUGCUGAUUCGAAGCGCAGAAAUACAGGUCGAAGAGCCAUGGAUUUUGGAUCAGAUGAUGAUCUUGGAUUCGACUCUGAUGACAGUGAAGAUGACCCUAUAGGAUCAAGAAAUAAAGCCAACAAAAGGGCGUCUGGUGCAAAGAAUUGCCCACCGAGAGGAAGAUCCGAUUUCAAAUCCGAGCCUUUCCGAGGAGCAGAUUCUGACGAUGAUCAUCGGAGUUAUCGUGGUCCUAAACAAAGAAGUGCGCCGGGAAGAAGAUCCGGUUUUAAAUCUGGGCGAUUCUCGGAAGGAGAUUCUGAUGAUGACCAUCGGAGUUAUCGUGGUCCUAAACAAAGAAGUGUGCCGGGAAGAAGAUCCGGUUUUAAAUCUGACCCUUUCUCGGAUGGGGAUUCUGACAAUGAGCAACGGAGUUAUCAUAGUCCUAAACAAAGAAGGGAAUCGAGUCGACAACAACUCGGAAGAGGUCCGAGGGGCCAAAGUGAUGACAUGAAAAGCUCUCCAAACAGAGGGUUUGGUAGAUCGGGUACACCAGGGAGAUCGAACAAAUUCAAGAAUAGUAAUAAUUCGUCGAGUUAUUUGGAUGAUGACAGAUACCGAAGACCUCGGAUAAACACACGAUGAAUCUUUAUGAUCGAUCGGCGAGUCGGUUCUUGCAGUAGCCAUCAUCAUCGUCAUCUACGGACAAAUUAAGAAACAAUGGUUUGUUUCUUGUAUCAAUCGAAUGAGUUGAUAUGAUGCCUUAAGGUUAGCCAUUUAUUUUACUUCUUGCUUCUCUCAUAUAUAUAUAUAUAUAUAUAUUCUUAAAGUUAGUAUUGAUUUAAUUAUGAAGAGAGGAGAUUCAUUUGGUUUGAUCCUUUGAUGGUUAAAAUUGAUUUCUAAACAUAUAAAAAGUUAUUAUGGCAUAAUAUUCACUCCCUA
Messenger RNA from Andrographis paniculata, 8929 nucleotides. Its product is annotated as DNA polymerase zeta catalytic subunit. Gene Ontology annotation, molecular function: nucleotide binding; DNA-directed DNA polymerase activity; DNA binding. Bases 218 to 8632 code for a protein of 2804 amino acids. Gene Ontology annotation, cellular component: nucleus; zeta DNA polymerase complex. Gene Ontology annotation, biological process: error-prone translesion synthesis; double-strand break repair via homologous recombination. The record is from RefSeq and is a predicted model, not a curated record. Lineage: Eukaryota; Viridiplantae; Streptophyta; Magnoliopsida; Lamiales; Acanthaceae. The transcript has 20 exons.